Molecule: messenger RNA, 1628 nt
Organism: Abrus precatorius (Indian licorice)
Lineage: Eukaryota; Viridiplantae; Streptophyta; Magnoliopsida; Fabales; Fabaceae
Product: UDP-glucuronate 4-epimerase 5
Exons: 1
Coding region: 118-1404 (428 amino acids)
Source: RefSeq, a predicted model, not a curated record
CAGAGUAGGGGUUGGGCGGUGCAAGGAAGGAAGAGGAAAACCAAAUCAAACCAACCCUUCUCUUUCCCUCAUAUAAAAAUCAAAGAGUGAACAUUGGAAGUUGAGGGGUUGAAUGAAAUGUCGCAGGUGAAUGAUAACGCGCCCUCAACGCCAGGGAAAUUGAAGCCAGAAAAAUCACCAUACAUUCACCACCGCCUCAGAAUCCAUUCUUCACUCUCAAAGCUCACACUCUGGUCAUCAUUCUUUCUCGCAUUCAUCCUCUUCUUCUUCAUCCUCUCUCCUCCGUCGCCCUCCGCCUCCCCCCGCCGAGCCCUCGGCGACUCCUGGGGCGGCUCCCACUGGGAAAAGCGUGUCGCCAAAUCCGCGCGUAGGAACUCCGCCUCCAACCUAGCCGUCCUCGUCACCGGCGCAGCAGGCUUCGUCGGCACUCACGUCUCCCUCGCACUGAAGCGCCGCGGCGACAGCGUCCUCGGCCUCGACAACUUCAACCGCUACUACGACCCCAACCUCAAGCGCGCGCGCCAGAGGCUCCUCGACCGCGCUGGCGUCUUCAUCGUCGACGGGGACGUCAAUGACGGCGCGCUUCUCCGGAAGCUCUUCGACGUGGUGCCGUUCACGCACGUGAUGCACCUGGCGGCGCAGGCUGGGGUCCGGUAUGCUAUGCAGAACCCUGGAUCCUACGUGCACAGCAACAUCGCAGGAUUCGUGAACCUUCUAGAAGCGUGCAAAUCGGCGAACCCGCAGCCCGCGGUUGUUUGGGCUUCGUCAAGCUCCGUUUACGGUCUGAAUUCUAAGGUUCCGUUUUCGGAGAAGGAUCGAACGGAUCAACCGGCGAGCCUCUACGCGGCGACGAAAAAGGCCGGCGAGGAAAUCGCUCAUAGCUAUAACCAUAUCUAUGGGCUUUCCAUAACUGGGCUUCGGUUCUUCACGGUUUAUGGGCCGUGGGGCCGGCCCGACAUGGCCUAUUUCUUCUUCACGAAGGACAUUCUGAAGGGGAAGCAGAUUACGAUAUUUGAAGCCCCUGACGGUGGAACCGUGGCGAGGGAUUUUACCUACAUUGACGAUGUUGUUAAGGGGUGUUUGGGGGCUUUGGAUACGGCAAAGAAGAGUACUGGUAGUGGCGGCAAGAAAAAGGGACCUGCGCAAUUGAGGGUUUUCAAUUUGGGGAAUACUUCGCCUGUGCCAGUGAGUGAACUCGUGGCGAUUUUGGAGAAGCUUCUUAAGGUUAAGGCCAAGAAGAAGGUGCUUCCCAUGCCCACUAAUGGAGAUGUUAAGUUCACUCAUGCCAAUAUUAGUUUGGCCCAUAGGGACCUUGGUUAUAGGCCUACCACUGAUUUGGAGACUGGGCUCAAGAAGUUUGUGAAGUGGUACCUUGAGUUUUAUUCCAAGAAGAGUGCUUGGUGAAUAGUGAUUCUUUUGCUUUGCUGCACUAGUCAUUGUUCCCUUCCCUUAUUCUUUUGCCCUCGAGUUGCUUGUAAUUGGACUUUUACGGUUGUAUUAGGGAUUACGGAUAAACUAGCUUCGUGUUCUGUCUUUUUUGUAAUUUUGCUUCGUUUUCAUGUUCAAUUGUAUGCUUGCCUUUUAGGUUAGUCAUUGUACAUUCUUUAGUUGAUCGAAUUGAUAUUACU